CGGCCAGCUCACUAUAUGCGUCUCAUGGAGUCUAUAGAAGCUCAUGAGGAACCAGAGAAGGCUAGCCAGCGAGGAGUUGAUGAGGAUUACCCGCGCCGCCUUCGAGAGCCACCGGCGAAGGAAAAUCAUCCGUUGAGCCGUCCAAUGCCAAGUUCUCAAGCGGAAGGAGAACAUCCGUCAAGCCGUCCAUCGCCUGAGCCGACUACACCAGAGGUGCUAAAGGCGUCCGAUCCAACUCAGGUGGAGGCCAAGGAGGUUCGGCUCUCGGACAUUGCACCAAUAACGCUGGAUGAUACCGACGUGCGGACUGUAAGUUUCAUAUAUUCAGAUUGGGGCAUGUCUUCCUGUUAUUUUGCCGUCAAAGCUGAAAAAGAGUGAUGCUAAUUCGCUAAAGGUCGAUGUGGUCAUGAUGCAUAUCAUGGUUCUCUGACCUUGGAUCAAUUUACCCUUCAUUUACAUGAUAUAUUGCUAGGAAAGAGACACUGGGCUCCAUAUUAUCAUUAUCAUAUAUGCUAGACUAGAGGUGGUGGUCACUGGUGAGGUGAAGUGGCAAUUUAUGCAGUAACAUCCCAACUGUAAACUGACUAUGAUGUACUACCUCUGUUUCAACAGAUUUCAGCAAUAGUGCUUCUAUCA
Messenger RNA from Aegilops tauschii subsp. strangulata, 636 nucleotides. The record is from RefSeq and is a predicted model, not a curated record. NCBI's taxonomy places the organism in Eukaryota, Viridiplantae, Streptophyta, Magnoliopsida, Poales, Poaceae.